This is a messenger RNA of Gamsiella multidivaricata, 1362 nucleotides long. RefSeq lists its product as uncharacterized. Gene Ontology annotation, molecular function: siRNA binding. The transcript has 11 exons. Gene Ontology annotation, biological process: regulatory ncRNA-mediated heterochromatin formation. Bases 36 to 1154 code for a protein of 372 amino acids. Gene Ontology annotation, cellular component: nucleus. The record is from RefSeq and is a predicted model, not a curated record. Lineage: Eukaryota; Fungi; Mortierellomycota; Mortierellomycetes; Mortierellales; Mortierellaceae.
UUUUUUUUUGGUCAUUUUGCCACUGACACCUACCGAUGUAUCGCCGCCGCAUCAAGAAAGCCCCGACACCUGUCUUUGGAGACACCCUUGAGGAAUUCGGAUUCACCAUCAAUGAACAGGGUCACCUUAUUGACAAAGAAGGAAAACGAUACGCAUUCGAUCUCAAGGCCAAGGACAGAGACUAUCAGGAGGCACAUGGACGCGCCUUGAGCGCUGCCGCCAUGAACGUGAUGCUGAAGAGGAUGGAGGACGAGUGCGAUCUGGUCAAAGCAACCGUGCCCCUCGGGAUCAAAGGCACCGACACAACCUCGCCUCGAGCCCAUAUCUUGCUGUCAUCAAACGCGAAGGAAGCCCAGCGCCUGUUGGUUCUCGUCCCAGGCACCGUAGAAUCUCUAGGCAUGUGGUCUCGUAGGUUGCUCAGCAACUACAGUGUCGAGAUCGGAUCCAUGCUUACCACUGUCAAGCAGGCUCAUGCCGAGGGCUACGGCAUCGCGAUUCUCAACCCAAAUGCUCAUUGGUGGGUCGAUGGCCGUGAAUCGGUGUUGGUCCCCACCAAGAAGGACUAUGCCAUUAUCCCUCAUCUGGAGUCACCGGAAGUACACGUCGACUACGUCUUCCGGAACUUCAUACAGAACUUUGCCUCCAAAGAAAUCUUCAUCAUGGCUCACAAGUACGGUGCCCAUGCAUUGAUCACGGCUCUCCACACGCAGUUCGAUUUUUUCAAAGACCGUGUCGCUGCUAUCGCGGUGAUCGAUGGUACACAUACGAUCGACUCUGUCCCUGAGCCAAUGUUUCAAAAGUGGUGGUCGCUGAAUGCCGCCGGGUUCAUUCAGUCCAAAGUUGAGGAAAAGGGUAUGGUCGAAUACAGGGAUCACGCCGGUUGCAACUGUGUCAAGGCCGGGACUGAGGAGUUUGAUUUCACGCUCGUGGAUGAGAUGCCUUCGAUCUUUCGGUUCUUCCGGGCCAGAUGGGGUCGGGAUAAUACUUUUGCGCGGAACAAGGAUUUGCUUCAGCCAUUGAACCCAGACGAUCCUACGACGGCCAUGAUCACGUUCCAAGAUGUGCCAGAGGAGGAUGAGGAGGAGGUGGAGGCGGAGGUGGAGGUGGAGGUGAACGCGGAGGAAAGCAGCGAGGCGGCGGUUGUCGAGCUUUAAAAAAAAAACAUGUACACUUCCUUCCCCCCUUCGAACCUGCUGCAGCCCAUAUAUCCCCCCAUGUACGUACAUGAAUGUAGCACAUACAUUUCAGUAGGCUAUUGAAGACUUAGAAUUUUUUUUUUUUGGUGGCAACGAUGCAUAAAGAGGGAUCUUACACGUGAUUGGCCAAACUAAAAAAAAAAAAAGCACGGUUCCUGAUUCACAU